AUGUGUGGAUUUACUACAUCAGAUGUUCUGAUGGCAACUAUAGAGCAAUUGCCAACUGAGAUUGGAUUAGUAAAAUCCGUAUUUGAGUAUCAACAUUCAACUCGAGUCAACACUUUAAAGCUUAAUCGCAAUCUUUUUAAAAAAUUAUUAUGGUUUUUUUAUCUGAUCGAAUUAAAUAAAAUUAGUUGCAUCAAACAUUCUCUUUUCUUAAUGACAGCAAAAGUGAAAUGGAAAUAUGUUGAUUUCACAAGUAAAUCAACAAAUCUUUCGUCUGGAUUAUCUCAAUGA
This is a messenger RNA of Adineta ricciae, 288 nucleotides long. Lineage: Eukaryota; Metazoa; Rotifera; Eurotatoria; Adinetida; Adinetidae. The record is from the annotation of a GenBank genome assembly.